Uranotaenia lowii is the source of this 8317-nucleotide messenger RNA. RefSeq names its product PRL-1 phosphatase-like. The record is from RefSeq and is a predicted model, not a curated record. Gene Ontology annotation, biological process: protein dephosphorylation. Bases 2956 to 3501 code for a protein of 181 amino acids. Gene Ontology annotation, molecular function: phosphatase activity. The transcript has 6 exons. NCBI's taxonomy places the organism in Eukaryota, Metazoa, Arthropoda, Insecta, Diptera, Culicidae. Gene Ontology annotation, cellular component: nucleus.
CUCGGGACGGGAGCUCAGUCGAUUGAUGGAGUUUUCGGACGGUUGUUGAGCUAUAGCUUUCUGUGCAUCGUGAGCAUCCACGCGGUUCUUCAAUUGAAUAUAGUAUACCUCAUUUGCUGGUGUCGAAAUUCUGGUGAAAGAUAGUGUGUAUUGAAUCGGUCGGUCCAGUACUACUUAUUUAUUGGCGGAAGUAUUUUCCGCACAUAAUACAAAUUGUUUCAUUGUUGGAUGGUGGCCACAUUCUUCGAGGAAAGUGAGCAACAGGUUCUCUACUGUAAGGGCUAAGGAGUGUGUGUGCUUUGGGGGACACUGGAGACCGUGUCCCAGAUAUUUUGUUGUACGAUUUCCUUAGUCGUUGUUGCCAAGAGAGCAAGAAUUAUGCCCCAGAGAACCAAGUGCAAAUUGAAAUUGUUUAGUAAAAAGUUUUCCAAUUAACCAAGCGUAACCGUCGAAAGAGCUUUCUGCCGUUGUGGCAAUCCGUGCGUCUGUACCGGUUUUCGAGCGCCUAGAAAGUUGUCGCUACAUCGGAAACCUUGGAAGCGGAAAAAUAGGGUUUGUCCUUCUCGCGGAAUUCCGUCCAAUUUGCGAGUGCGAAUUUUCGCUAGUCUUCGAACCCUCCCGGCACGGUUUACAUGACUGACUGUAAGGGACGGCAAAGUCCCCCCGGAGUCAAUCAUCGCCAAAGAGUCCCCCGAAGAAGCGUCCAGCUUCGGUGGAUCAAACCGAGCCUCACGGUUCUACGCUGGGCUGGUGGACAACACCUUCUUCCUCAGCGACACCCCAGACUGCAACUGAGUGCAUUCUUCAAGGAGAGUGUUACAUGAUGAUGAGUGACUGACUAGUGACUACCUUAAAGCAACCUCCCUAAAAAAAUUCGACCGGCAGUGCUGAUAAAGAAUUCGAUCUGUGACGAGGAAACCCGCGAGUGUCUACUUUAGAAAUCGUUUCUGGGCAAUACAAGAAGUUAGAUGUGACUGUACAACGUUGUGCGCCAUCGUUUGGGAGAAGUUUCCAGAAGCAGUUAUCAACCUCCCUGAAAACUGAGCGCUUUAUCGACUGUGAAGUGACGCAACGCCCAUCGGUGAUUGUGAAGGUAUAUUUUGGUUUUGUUUUGCUGUGGCGACUAGUUCCAACCUCUAUGGAGUUUCAGCUAGACAGCGCAGAGUACUGCCAGGCACAACACAAAUAAGCUACACGCCCCCGCAGCCACCUCGUGGAUCUCGUCGUGGCCAUCCCAAAAUUGUAAAUUAUUUUUUUAAAAGUCAAAAUCCAUCAUCAGCUAGAUAACUCAACAACGCAAUUAUCACCAAUCUUCCGAAGAAAAAAAAAUCAUCCCAAGCCCUUUGGUGGUGGCGUCGUCGUCCUCGUCGUCAUCCUGAGACCUUAGGCUGGAGAGAGCUCUAGGCUGCAGCAUCCUGGUCACCUCAUCGAGUGCAUCAACCACCACCUUCAUCUAGAAGCAGCGGCAGCAGCCACCAAUUUUGGCACAGCGAUUUACAUCAAUUCACUUAUUCAUUCAUAGCCCCUCCCACGCGCUCUGCAAGGAAGAAGCGCCCUUAGGAACGGUUCAAUUUUUCCCUCUCGUACGUUCGUUCGUUCGAAGUUUGGUGUUGGAAGGACGUGCUUGUGCAGCAGAUUUAGUCAGUUUCCAGUGGAAGAAUCUUUUUUUUACGAAAAAGCAUAAGAACGGUUUCCGGUUGCCCAUCUUUGUUGGGACCGCAAGAAAGGAAAAUUCAUAUCCAUCAAUCGCUGUGAAGGAGACUGGACUCUGGUGAAGUAAACACAGGAAGACGAAGAAGAAGGAAGAAGGCAAGAGAUAACACAACACAAAUUGGAAGCAGGCUGAAGAUAGCACUCCCGCAUACUUACCCAAGUUUGAUUCGUUACGUUUCGUUCCGUUUCGGGACAAGUGUCAAUCAGAUUUGAAGUCCCUUUUUGGGAGGUGUGAAUUUGUGUGGCGAUAGAGCAAAAACAUCAGUUUGCAAGCAUCCCUCAACGGCAACCCUUUACCGUUAAUUGUCCAUUAGUGCAAAUUUGGAAGAACGAGCAGUUCGAUUUUGGACAUCGGAAAAACAUUUCUGAGGUAAUCCCAAAUUUGACACACAACGACAAGAAACGGGAAGCGAUCGUCACAAUAAGGAAGGCAGCCGAAGGAUAAAGAUAAACUGAGGAAAAGCCAUCAGCUGUACUGUACUGAACCCAGUUCUAUAUCGAGAUCCCGACACUGAGGCAGAGAACUUUUGCUGUGACAGUUGAUUCAUCACCAUCAUCAUCACUGUUGUUCCGAUUGUUGACACACGAGAACGAACGAGAUAUUCUCCGUCUCGAGAGAUCGGAAGGGAUUCAUCUUGGAAGCGCACCAGCAGAUAAGACCGAUCUCCUGCUCCGAACCCAUCAAAAAUCAUCCGGAGAACUGUGUGAUAUCGUGGCUGCCUGGGCAGAUCCGAGAUUCUGUGGUGCAAAAAUUCCGACGCAAUUUGGUGUUCCGAAGUGAAAUAAGAGUGAUCCCAUCUGACUUAGAUUUCGUGAAAUCGAACCGAGAAAAGCGUACCGAAGCAAAACAGUGGAAAAUAAUCUAUCGAAUUGUUCUAUAAUUUGUGAUAUAGUAUACAGCUUAUUUGUUUUAAGAAUUUGAUUUUAAUCUUGUGUGCGUCGUAAGGAAGGUAGAAGCUAUUCCGUGGGGCUUGUUGGAUUUUUGCCAAUUUCGGUUUUUGAACAAGCAUCCAGUAGGGCCGGUGUGUUAUCAUCGUAAUUCAGGAUCCAGAAAGGAAAACAAGGCGAGGAUAUCUAUCUAUCUAACCCCACAAAGUCAUCAAAGCAGCUACAACGACGGCAGCGGCAUCCGUAAGCGAGCGACCGAGAGGGGACAAUUUGCGGCAGCCACUGCGGACCCUUCAGCUUCAGCAGCAGCAGGGAUCGGCAACAACUAACUUUCGAGGCGGCGGACAACGAUUAAUGACAACCGUCAUCAUGCGUCAGAAGGACAUUCGACCUGCUCCGGCCCGGAUCGAGUUUAAGGGCAUGAAGUUCCUGAUCACCGACCGUCCAUCGGAUCACAAUAUCCACUCCUAUAUUGCGGAGCUUAAGAAGCACAACGUGGUGGUGGUGGUUCGCGUCUGCGAGCCCAGCUACAAGAUCGAGGAGCUGGCCAGCCAGGGCAUCGUGGUGCGGGACCUGGCCUUCGAGGAUGGCACCUUCCCGCCGCAGAACAUCGUCGACGAGUGGUUUGAAAUUUUGAAGCAAAACUUUCUUUACAGAUUCCACGAGGAUACGGAGGCGUGCGUGGCCGUGCAUUGCGUGGCUGGACUCGGCCGGGCACCGGUUCUGGUAGCGCUGGCGUUGAUCGAACUCGGUUUGAAGUAUGAGGCGGCCGUCGAACUGAUUCGGGACAAGAGGAGAGGUGCUAUCAAUGCCAAACAGCUGUCAUACUUAGAGAAGUAUAAGCCCAAGUCACGACUAAAGCACAAAAAUGGUCACAAGAAUUCGUGCUGCGUGCAAUAAAACUAUCAAAAAUCCCACCAGUUAAAGUGUUCAUUUUAAACAAAGAAAAUCUUUAAGAAAACGAAAAAGAAAGCCGAUAGCAGACAGAGUGUGUUAAGAAAAGAAGCAAAUUGUGCAGGACGCGCGCUAGUCUUUUCCCAGAUGGAGCCAGCAUAGCGCGAAUCGUUCCAAUAAUCGUUAGAUCCGGGUCCUUGAGAAGAGCAAAACAUACCUAUAAUUCUAGACUUAAAUAGGAGAAGCGAAACGGUCUGUAAGUCUGUUCGGUUACGAGGUGAAUGUUUCGGGAAAAAAAGUCAGAGAUCGGCAGCUUCUUUACCGAUAUGGUUGGUCAGUUGAAAGUAGGUAACACGAUCGAGAAUAAGAUUGACGUCGUUAGAGCUGUCGGUUAAGGGAAGAAACACAACCCGAAGGAAAACACGCAAACAUACAUUAACAAACUGACAGCAACCACUUGCAAAGUGAAAAGCAAAACCGAAAGGGGAGUCAAGUGAAACUUAUAAGGAAAAUUAUACACGUAACACUAAAUCUAAACAGAAGAAAUCCAACUAAAUAAAAUAAUUGAAUAUAUUAAAGAAAACUAGUAAAAAACAAAUAAACCAAGAUAAACAAAUGCUUAUCCCAUUAUUGUACGAGUAUAUGAAUUAUUGAAACUGGAAGAAGCAUGAUCACUUUUUUAAAACCCAACAAAUGAAACAGCAACCACAAACGAGCAAACUGACAGCACACUGGUCUGGAUCACCACAUACACUAUCUUAUUUAUUUACUUAGCGCAAACUUACAACGGGACUUGAAUCAUGUGAGCCUGAGAAAGGCAAGGAAAUGGUUUGAAAUUGAAACCACAACGCUGAAAGGGGGCUUUCGAUUCCAUAGAUAAAGCUUUAUUUUACAAUUGCUGUACGAAUACUUUGUAACGUAGGGUUUGUUUUCACGAUUGUGGCAAGUUUUCUGAUAAAUUUUUGACCAGUCGGAGUUAUUCGAGCAAUUUUGAAUACCUAGUAGUAAAUCGUUUUUUUUUCGGUUUAGAUCACAUUUUGUUUAAACGAUUAUGAAGAAUAAUAAUGCCGCAAUCGAUUUUAGUUUUCCGAAACAAGAUUGUAAACUUUUCUUGAGCUGAUAGUUUCAACAAGAAUUUGUCUUUAUUAAAGAAGUGUUAAAUUUUAGACGAUUUCUAUCAUUAUCCGUCAGCUCAUAGGAAUUCGCCAAAGUUUGCAGAAUUUCAACGCAAUAUUAUUUAGCAGAUACAAUCAGUUUAAGUAAUUCGAUUGACGCAGUAAUGAUGUUCCUCGACAAAUAAAUCAAAAGUGUUCAGUUAAAAGCUUUGCAGUUGGUAACUUAGCUAAUAAAAAACGGUAUCAGCUUGUAUCUAAGCACCAUUUGCUACCGGGAUAAGUUUAAAUUUACAGCUCUGAUAUUUAUUUCGGAAACAUUCAACAAAACCGACACAAUGCGUUGGUUUCGUCAACACCAAAUAUUCUUAAUACCAACGAAAAACAAACACAAUAGCCCAAUUUAUUGUCCAGCAUUCAGAAAAGCUGGCUGACUUCUAGUUAAAAGGAAAUUAGAACGAAAUAUUUAUAACCUAGUACAAUUCAUUUAGUUAACAUAUACAUAAAAACAUAGAAGAAGUAUGUAUACUUACAAUAAGUCGAAGCCCCCUCGCAGCUUUUCUGUUUCAAACUUUUCAUGUCAGGUGAAAAUGAUCGGUUUUGCCUGAGAUAGGACCCAAGAAAGUCGCACUCGAGAAACACUCCCGAGAACUGACUUUACAUAAAAACUAGGCGGGACAGGUUGAUGUGACUUCUAAUGGGUUCAGGAUUUAUCCGAUAUUUCCGAGAGAAUAAACAGUGUGAAUGUUCCGUUUUCAAAAUUCGCUUAGGUCAACGAUUAUUUUUCACUUUACUGAUCUCUAUUCGAUUGACGACACACAUAUUCCGUAUUCUGAUAUUGAUGUGCUUUGCUCCCGUGAUGAAAGGAAAGAUAAAACCAAACAAUCAAACGGUUGCAACCUAUCUAAACGAAGCGUAUUUUUAUCUAAUCGAAAGUAAAAAACAUCAUAUUCAUAGACGAUAUCAGCAUAUUGAUUGAGAGAGUAUCGGGGAGAGAAAUAUAUUUAAAACAACAAGAUGAACAUCAACAAAAACAACAACUAAUAAGUAUAUAGACGAAUAAAAAGAUUAAAAGUAAACCAAAAUAACCAAGAAAUUCGAAUUGAUCCUUGCAUGUGAAUGUUGACUUACUAUAAGUGGCCGAACGUUUAGGAUGUUAAAAAAAAUUGAUCUUUUCGUUUUGUAUGUCAGCUAAUUCAAAAAAACAAGUGCAUUGUAUGUCAAAAUUCAGCGAAAUGCAGCUGAUUUACGACAACAAUAGAUUUCCCAGUGACCAAAUCUGCUGUAUUCGCAGAAUGGUAUCGUACAGCCAUUCAAAGAGAGUCCAGAUUUGCCUUCAGUAAUUUAUUAACGGAAGGUAACAAAGAAACUAACUUCUAAAUUAUUGAUCAGCAAUAAUGACGAAAGCCCAUUUAUCUUUGGAUCUACAAACAUAUUUACAUAUUUAUUGAACUCUCGGACACAAAGGACUAAAAAAAGGAUUAGAAAAAGAAAAGACAUAUUGUUCAAAGAUCUCAAAGUGACCCUUAUAGGAAAACCAAACAGUUUCUGAGUCGGACAAGAAAGGUGAAUGUUUUGUGACAGGAAGAGAGACACUUAUUUGGAAACCUUCUGUAAGAACAUUCCUGAAUGUAUUAUUGUUCAAUUUCAUUUAAAUUUUGAUUCGGAAAACCAGAAUUGUUCUGGAAGCUGUUGGACUUUGUUAUUGAACUGACCUAUUGAUAUCUUGGUUACAUUUCAAUCAGAGACAUCUAGUUACAGGAAUUACAUACUUCGCGCUGUGCAUUUGAUUAAGAAAUGGUCCGAUUAUUUUCUGCCAUAAACAUUGAAAUUCUCUUAUUUCUGCGAGUAUUGUACGUAACUCUUUGUGUCACGUCCAAUCACCAAUUUUCUGUUGCAAACUCAGAAACGUGAAACUUUUCUACACCAAAAAAAAAAAAAAAAAUAAAACAAAUCUUUUCUCCGUUCAAGGAAAUAGAUUCAUCUUUCGGAGCAGGUUGUCCGCCUUCGGAAAAACAUUCAGCAAAUCUCGCGCGAGAUAAUUUUCCUCAUCUCAGAAGCAAUAAUUCUUGAAAUUUAAAAUCAACUUACGGAAAAACGACAAUUAAUCAUUUUCCAAUCUCGACGAUUCAGUCCUAUUCACCUGACGUUUGAACGGCUUUUUUCCGAUGGUCGUUGUUGGAAAGCUCACUUUCCAGUGUCCCCAUUCUUUUUCGUGGUCCUCAAUGAUCUUCCGAAGCAAACAAAACGCGAAACUCUUUUCCACAUCAUCAGAAAACUUUCUGCUGCGAACGAAUCAAUGUGCAAAGGAGCGACAUCUUUCGGUCGGAUUCUAAAAAUAUGAAGCGAUUAUGCGCCUGAAAGUCGGCCGUACCACAGCUCGUUGUCACUGAUUUGAACACUUUACACUUGACCCACUAAUAUCUCUCCAUCACAUUUUACACGCGUAGAGAACUGGACAAGACGAGGAGAAAAGUAGUAAUAUUAGUGUUUAUUGUAGUUUACUACUCGGUUCCAAAUGAAUCCGAACUUUUCGGUUUUCUGAUUUUAUCAACUUUUUUCAGAGAUGAAGCUUUCUUAAAAGUUUAAAAACAGAUCAGGAGACCUUUCAUACUUUUGCAGAAGGUGAAAUUUUGAAACCACUCUUUAAAAUUUCGUAUUCGUUAGCUGACCAUAAUUACAUAACUGCCACAUGUAUUAUUACGAAAGUUCCCACGUGUCUGUGCGACACUUAUUUCAAUUCCAUCGACAAAUUAUUGUCGUUUUAAAAUUUGAGAAUUUAUGUUUUUUUGUGUAAGGAACUCGGAGAACUGCGAUUUUAUCAUAAGAAUCUUUCAUAGGUUGACGCAGGAAAAACUCACUUUUCGAAGCUGUAUGUGUGUUCAGUUAUGUGACUAUGGGCCAAAGAUUCCUUCUGCUUGAUAAACAAUUAUUUUAACCUUCCCAUGCCGUUCGGGUCAAUAUGACCCGAAGCGCACAUUUAAAAUCUCUUAUCUUCAUUCCAAUAUACUGAAGAACUUGGAAUUUUGACUGACCAAGUAUGUUCUAUGAAAAUAAUGAUCAAAUUAACGUCAAAAAAUUGAAAUUUGAGUUUUGAAAAUCGGUUCAUUGGAAAAUGAAAUACAGCUAAGCAAAGCAAAAAUUGGAUAUCGUUUUUUUAAGUUAGAUUUUUUUUCUACCGGAAGAUCUGAGAUAGCGGUCAAAACUUUCAUUGGACCCCAACAUAUCUAUACACUGUCGGAAAGAUGGAUUCUUGACGAUUUCAAACAUCAAUGAAACACUUAAAUACAGAAAAGCUGUCAAAAGUUAUGAGCAUUUUAAAAAUAAAAUUGAUUUUUCGGACUUUUUACUUUCUGAACCAGUUUCUGUUAACUUGGUAAUACAUAUCGACUUUAUUUUAAAAUUUUGAGUAAUGAGAACAAAUUACCUACACAAUGAAUAUAAUAUCAUUAAAAUCGGUUAACAUUUACAGUCAGGAGAACGAAAUCAAACUACAACUCAAAUUUCCCCGAAACGGAUAUUUUGCGAACGGCAUGGGAAGGUUAAAACCGUAAUCGUUAACAAAGCUGUGAACUGUUUUAGACCGCUACUACACAAAUGUUAGGCAAUUUCCAAAACAAUAUAAACAAAAAUCACUACGACGAAACGAAAAUCCAUGUUUUAGAAACCUCUAUUUUGGUGUACAUCCAAAUAAUUAUGAAACAAAAACA